Messenger RNA from Cotesia glomerata, 944 nucleotides. RefSeq lists its product as uncharacterized. NCBI's taxonomy places the organism in Eukaryota, Metazoa, Arthropoda, Insecta, Hymenoptera, Braconidae. The coding region runs from base 42 to 476 and encodes 144 amino acids. The transcript is spliced from 2 exons. The record is from RefSeq and is a predicted model, not a curated record.
UGAACGAGCACAACGAGUUGUUGAAAAUAUUCAAAUCACAUAUGCACCAAUUACAAAGCGAUAAUCACGCUAUCGUCAUUAAUCCUGAUAAAACACCAGCUGGAGAGCAUAUUCGUAGAUUCAAUGCACCCGUUGUUGAUGAUGUUGCUGGAAUCAUGGUUGGCGAUUGUACAGCUGCACGAGAAAUUGUGAUUCGUAGAAGAAAUAAUAAUCUUCAGUUCAUUGCUGACACACAUCGUUCAUAUGACGCUCUCCAAUAUCCGCUAAUAUUCUGGAAGGGACAAGACGGAUAUUGCAUAAACAUAAAACAACGAGAUCCCGUAUCAGGAGCUGAAACAAACAAGAACGUUAGCUCAAAGGAUUAUUACGCGUACCGAUUAAUGAUUAGACGUGGCCUGGACAACGUCAUUUUACGAUGUCGUGAGCUUUGUCAACAAUUCAUGGUCGACAUGUACGCGAAGAUUGAGAGCGAAUGACUACGAUACUUACGAUAUAAUCAACAAAAGCUGCGCGCGGAAGAGUACAUUCAUUUGCGAGACGCUAUCAACAACAACGCCGACGUCGCCGAAAUUGGUAACCAUGUCAUUUUACCAUCAUCGUACGUAGGCAGUCCACGUCAUAUGCAAGAAUAUAUACAGGAUGCUCUGACUUUCGUGCGCGAAUAUGGACGACCAUGUUUAUUUAUCACGUUCACAUGUAAUCCAAAAUGGCCAGAGAUUACAUCUUUGCUACUGCCUGGCCAAAAUGCAAUACAUCGCCAUGACAUUACAGCACGUGUGUUCAGACAAAAGUUGAAGUCUUUAAUAAGUUUCAUUACUAAAUCACAUGUAUUUGGUCCCACACGUUGCUGGAUGUAUUCGGUUGAGUGGCAAAAGCGAGUAUUACCUCAUGCACACAUUUUGGUUUGGUUCAUCGACAAAAUCCGUCCUGAAGAAAUCGAUAGU